Ilex paraguariensis (yerba mate) is the source of this 444-nucleotide messenger RNA. Lineage: Eukaryota; Viridiplantae; Streptophyta; Magnoliopsida; Aquifoliales; Aquifoliaceae. The record is from the annotation of a GenBank genome assembly.
AUGCCAGAAGGGCCAUUCUGCAUUGUGUACAUGCAUAGUACGGUGCAGAAGGAAGACAACUCCCCUGGCAUGACCAUCUUGAGGUGGAUCUAUGAAGAUCUUCCCUCCGAUUAUAAGGACAGGCUUCAGAUUGUGUACUUUAUUCAUCCUGGCCUUCGCUCAAGGCUUGUAUUUGCAACUCUUGGACGAUUGCUUCUAAGCGGAGGCUUAUAUUGGAAAAUCAAGUAUGUAAGCCGUUUGCAGUACCUUUGGGAAGAUAUAAAGAAAGGAGAUAUUGAGAUCCCUGAAUUUGUUCAAAAUCAUGAUGAUAUCUUGGAGCACAGGCCACUAACAGAUUAUGGGAUCGAACCAGAUCCUCUCCACUUAACAGGGAUUCCCACCACAGUCUACUCAUUUGGAAGGUAUGAAGAGCGAUGGACUUCCAGGGAAUCAACAGGCUUUUAG